Fusarium venenatum is the source of this 318-nucleotide messenger RNA. RefSeq lists its product as uncharacterized. Lineage: Eukaryota; Fungi; Ascomycota; Sordariomycetes; Hypocreales; Nectriaceae. The record is from RefSeq and is a predicted model, not a curated record.
AUGAAACUCAUCUUUGUGUCUCUCUUUUCGCUGGGUCUCGCUGUCACAACGCCUCCGGAACCUGUCAUCCUCAACCCGAUUCCCGACAAGGCCCAUUCAGGGUGCUACCACUACACAAUCUCAAAGAAAGAUCACUGCUGUCUUCCUCAUGUCUGCGCCUGCAAAGAUGGCAACUUCUACCUCUUCAACGACGAAUCAUGGAAAAAGACAUCCAACGGAUGUAAUCCUCCGUGGGGGAUUCUAGGAAAGUCACUGGAAGAUAUCCCAGGGUACUGCUGCAAGAGGUGGAAAGCACCCAAGCCCAAGCUCAACUGGUAG